UACUUGCUUAAGGAAGAAGAUCCGGUCGGUACUGUCGUCGGGAACGUUUCCAGAGACGCCUUCACCGACACCACCCACUCCUUCAACAACUUCACUUUCAAGUUCUUCACUACUCCUUCCAUCGCCAUCUCCAUCGACGAGUUCACGGGCGUUAUUUCAGUGCAGGGAAGAAUCGAUCGGGAAGCGAUUUGUGGGAACAGUGGCGGAACUAUCGGAGGAGAUGUGGCUGUGUAUCCGGUGGAGUUUUUCAGAAUCGUUAAGGUGAUCAUCGUAAUUGAAGACAUCAACGACAACGAUCCAGUGUUCGGCCAGGAUCGGAUCGUUUGGGAGGUAUCGGAAUCGUCGCCGGUAAAUCACACGUCUCUAAUUAUCGGAUCGGCCAUUGAUGCCGAUGUCGGUUAUAACUCGGUUGUCAAAUACGAGAUGACCAAACUCGCGAACGAAGUAACGAAGAAUGGUAUCAAACUCGUCCUGAUAAGACCACUUGACCGUGAGAGCGUGGAGGAGUACUUCAUCAGAAUCGUGGCCUACGACGGCGGGUCGCCAGUUCGUUCGGGAGCUGCCAACAUCACUGUAGUGGUCAUCGACGCCAACGACAAUAAGCCGAACUUUGAAUUCAACAGCUACGAAGUGAGCACCGUUGAAAACACGCCCAUCGAAUCGACCAUCGCUCGAGUGACUGCCCACGAUCCUGACGCCGGUCCAAACGGUCAAAUCAGUUACCACCUUGGUCCUAGUAGUCAGGCAAGUUAUGGGGAUGUCUUUCGAGUUGACGAGCUGAGUGGAGAAGUUAUUGUCGUCGGUAACGUCGAUUACGAGCGAGGUUCUGAGAAUCGGUUACUGAUCAUUGCCAUCGACGGCGGAAGCGAACCUCUAAGUUCCGAAACGACUGUAAUUAUAAAAGUUGAGGAUGUGAACGAUAAUGCGCCGCAGAUCGUUGUCAACUCGUUAGCGGCUUCAAAUGCACGUGUAGCUGAAAUUGAGGAGAAUCAAAAAACGGGAACAUUCGUGUGUCACGUGACUGUUAAUGAUAUUGAUAGUUCAACUUCCGGCAGAUUUUCAUGUUCGUUGAUUGAUGGAAGUGUUGGAAGCGAUGGUGACGAUUAUGAUGAUGGAGAGUAUCACAUCGUCAGCAAUCAAGUAUUUGACAGAGAAAGCAGUCCAACCCAGGUCAUUUUGAUCAAGUGCAAGGACCAAGGGGAACCAGCACAGACCACUAUUAAGAAGAUUACAGUUAACAUUCUAGAUGUUAACGACCAUGCUCCUGUCUUCUUAAAUUCAUUUUAUGAGACCGAUAUCACGGAGAACAAUUUGAUUGGGGCUGAAGUCGAAGUAGGACAACUAGCCGCCAUCGAUCCAGACGAACCGCCCAACAAUCAUUUCAGAUUCAGUUUUAAGCAGACAUCCAACCUGGCAUUUAUUCCAUCCGAGUACUUCAGGCUGGAUGGCAUCACGGGCAGGAUAUCGGCCCUGGUCUCAUUCGACAGGGAGGCCACACCUCAAUUCUCCUUCCAGGUCAUCGUGGCAGACGCUGUCAGCGAGAAGAUGUCCAACGUGGCCACAGUGUACGUCAGCAUCCUUGACGUCAACGACUGCACACCCGUCUUCACCUUCCCGAGUUCCUCCAACCACACGUUGCAUGUGUACAGCAAUGCCAGACGCGACAAACUGGUGGCCAUCAUAACGGCUUCUGAUGAUGACGAAGGAGCCAAU
Helobdella robusta is the source of this 1713-nucleotide messenger RNA. RefSeq lists its product as hypothetical. NCBI's taxonomy places the organism in Eukaryota, Metazoa, Annelida, Clitellata, Rhynchobdellida, Glossiphoniidae. Gene Ontology annotation, cellular component: plasma membrane. Gene Ontology annotation, biological process: homophilic cell-cell adhesion. The annotation marks the transcript as partial. The record is from RefSeq and is a predicted model, not a curated record. The transcript has 6 exons. Gene Ontology annotation, molecular function: calcium ion binding.